Messenger RNA from Pseudoliparis swirei, 2206 nucleotides. RefSeq names its product dual specificity testis-specific protein kinase 2-like. The transcript has 5 exons. Gene Ontology annotation, molecular function: ATP binding; protein serine/threonine kinase activity. Gene Ontology annotation, biological process: actin cytoskeleton organization; protein phosphorylation. Bases 14 to 781 code for a protein of 255 amino acids. The record is from RefSeq and is a predicted model, not a curated record. Lineage: Eukaryota; Metazoa; Chordata; Actinopteri; Perciformes; Liparidae. Gene Ontology annotation, cellular component: cytoplasm; nucleus.
CCCACACAGACACAUGUGGCUUGACAUGUAUCUUGAACACCCAUCGGUUUUGUUUAUUUAUGUAACAUGUAGCCGUUGCAAUAAAUAUAAAUACUAUAUUUUUAGCAACACGUCAUCAGGUUUUUCGCUCGUCGGGAGCAAAUCACAGCUCCGCUUUUAUGAUGUGGAGAAUACAACACACUCUGUAGUUUACACAGCAGACACAUGUUCCACCUCCAGCCUCACGCACCGUAAGUCAUGGUACCUGUUGUGUUGUUCUCGUCGUGUUGCUGCAGUCCAUGAGCUGGAGCCCACAGCGGACCAGAGUCCAGAAGAGGGACGCCUCAGCCCGGAGAACUGUCUGAUCCGGGUGACGUCUCGCGGUCGCGAGGCCCUGGUCACGGACUUCGGCCUGGCCCGGGAGGUGGUGGAGCCGCCGGUUAAAGACCCCGGCAGGAAGCUGUCACUGGUGGGCUCGGCCUUCUGGAUGGCGCCAGAGAUGCUGCGAGGGGAGCCGUACGACCGCAAGGUGUAUGUGUUCUCCUUCGGCAUCGUGCUCUGUGAGGUUCUGGCCCGGAUCUCUGCCGACCCAGAGAUGCUCCCCAGGACACAGGACUACGGGCUGGACGUGGAGGCCUUCAGGCAGCUGGUGGACGACUGUCCUCAGCGUCUCCUGGAGCUCGCCGCCAGCUGCUGCAUGGUGGAGUCCUUCCGGCGGCCGGCGUUCACUGAGCUGCUGGAUGAGUUGGAAGAAGUCUCAGAGAGUCUGGAGCCGCCGCCAUCCGACGCCACCGCGAGCUGAGUCGUCCGCCUCGGGGAAGAAAGAAGCCCCUUCCGUUCAUCCGCAGGCCGGCCGCCGAGGGUCCGGGAGGAUUUGGUCCCCGUCCGGGGGAGAAGGAAGCUGGACUUGGACCCCCGAGGCCCUCUUGAGGCAGUGCUCUCCUCUCCUGCAGCCACACACAACCUGAACUCGUCUGCACUGGAGGGGGGGGGGGGGGAGUCUCCUGUCUUCUUGUGAACUCUGUGAUGAUCCGUAGUUUGACUCCCAGGAGGGAAUGUACAGUGUUCCUGGUUUCUCUUCCGUCUGCUCUGUGUGUGAUGAUCUCAUCCGCCCACGUGUUUUAUGCCUCUCCUCUCUGCUCUCAAACAAACAAACAAACAAACAAACAAACAAAUGUACAUGGCUUCACAUAAGACACAUGACACACAUGAAGAGGUCUAAAGUCGCCGUGUACACUAAAAUCUAUAUCUGCUAAUACAUUAGUACUUCAUGUUUACUUUAUAUUUUUAUUUUGUUGUAUAAAUAUAUACAUUUUAUAUAUAUAUAUGUAUACAUAUUUAAUAAAAAUAUAUCUAAAACUUAAAAUAUAUAUAUAUAUGUAUAUAAUUUUUUAAAUUAUAUAUAUAUAUAUAUUUACACAAAUUAAAAUAUAUAUGUAUGCAACAUUUUUUAAAUAUACAGUAUAUAAACAUAUGUAUAUUUAUAUACGUUUGUAUGAAUGUAUAUAUGUGUGUAUCGGAGAUGAACAGAAAGCUCAAGUUAUUUAUUACAUAUGAUGAAGUUAUUAUUAUUCAGAGUCGUUGCAGUUACAUGUUGCUGCAACACAUCUGUUUGUCAGGAGCGAAGUCGGAGUCGUCCCAACGCAUUGUUUUGUUCUUACGUCUCAACAAUGAAAUCAUAGAAACAAGAGGUCGCCUUCAACACAUUAAUGUCUUCAACUCUUCUUCUGGUUGUGUCAUAUUGUUGUCAUUGUUCACACUGACUAUGUGUGUGUAAAUAUUUUACGCUUCUAUGUUUUAGCUCCCAACUCAUAAAUUACGUUUCUUGGGAUUUAAAGGUUCCACAUUCCUUUUAAGUUGACCAGUUAUUCACUAUUUGAUGCUUCUUGUUUCAGGCAGCUUGGUUUAUAUCUUAUUAAAUCAUUCCACAUUUUGAAUUCUCAAAAUUCAGAGAGACAGAGCUAUAAAUGAAUAUGAUAAAACAGUAAAUAGUAGAUUCCCCCCCCCCAAACAAACAAAACUGAAACACAGACGUCCCAGCAGGCAUUUACAUACAGAACAAAUACUCACCAAUGACAAUAAAAUACAACUAAUCUAGAGCGUAAUUUAAGGUAUUUAAUCUUCUCAGUGUAUAAAUAUGAAUCUGCAUUCAGACGUCGCUGUUUCACUUUUCACAUUCUACCAUUUUCAUUUAAUUUCCUGAAAUAAAAUCAAAGUUUCAGUCCCA